Messenger RNA from Arabidopsis arenosa, 809 nucleotides. Lineage: Eukaryota; Viridiplantae; Streptophyta; Magnoliopsida; Brassicales; Brassicaceae. The record is from the annotation of a GenBank genome assembly.
UGAGAAAACACUUGAACGUUUACACACAUUUAUCAAAAACAAAAAGCUCCAACAAUCUCUUUGUUUUACAGAGCGGCUAAGACCAUUCACUUCUUUGGUUAGCUCUAGAGAUCGACUCAAAUCUCUCAUGGAGAGAAAAGCGAGGGAAGAAAGGAAAAACGGAGAUGGUGGUCUUGAAAAGAUGAUGCUUCAGCAGUUCAAGCCAAGAGAGACUCAGGUAAGUGAAGAAGUGAGUAGAGAUGUAACUGGUGAGGUUAGUCUUGAGUCGUUGGAUCAAACCGCUGCUGAAGAAACGGAUCAUAUGGCUGCGGUCUCCACUGAAAUCAAUGAAGAUAUCAUCGUGAGGGACGAUAAAACAUCAAAGAAAAGAAAAGAUCCUUUUGAAGGUAUGGAGAGCACGAGUAGAACGGGAAAGCCUGUUAUAGUCUUUGGAGACAACUCAAAGGUAUCAAAGUCAAUGCAAAGGGAAAGAGAAAGAGGAAGCAACAACAAUAGUAAGAAGCAGAGAUCCACAUACAACCAUUAUGCAAAUGGUUCAGGAUGGUGGGACUGUGAUAUGGAAGGUGUUGAUUCAGAAGAAGUGGGACAUAGUGAAGUGUGGGAAGGAGUUGGCUCAACAACAUUCGGAGAUAUAGUUGAUUGGCACUAAUAAGUCACAACCGGGUUAGAUGAAAACCUGAAUGUUAAGAGAAGAGUAUGAUGGUGUGUAUCAAAAGUUGUUGGAACAUCCAUUUUCGUUUUUAGUAUGAGAAACUUAAAAGUCUGUCUUUUAGAUUGUAGAAGUCAGGUUAUAAACUUAAUUUUAUUAA